AUGUACUGUUUGAAUCUCAAAGUAGAGAUUGAAUCCAUUUGUUUCUUUUUGUUUGCUAUAAAAAAGGGAGGAAUCACAGAGGCGAGAGAAGGACAAUACAGGAGUGCAAAAGAAAAAUAUAAGUUACAGAGGAAAAUAAGAAGUAACCCACCGCUUCACCUCCUCAUCCACGCCGAAACUGUAUACGCUGCCAGACACUACAACAAUAACAACCUCAACUAUUCCCAUACACCUCCAAAUCGCGCCGCCAUAACCUCUGUCACGCGCAACCUGCAGUUCGGUCAAAGCACCGCAACUCCCUCUGAAGCUCCGAUCGAUUCCAUCGCCAUGAAGUCCAAAUCCGUCGCACUCCCUCAGUCAACCGCCCUCCGAUGCAGUAGCCUCACAAUUCAGGCCAACAACCCCGAACUCACCAUCACGAGUCGGGCAGCCUCGUCACCAACGACCUCCAUCCCUGGCUGCCAUUAA
Vicia faba (fava bean) is the source of this 468-nucleotide messenger RNA. Lineage: Eukaryota; Viridiplantae; Streptophyta; Magnoliopsida; Fabales; Fabaceae. The record is from the annotation of a GenBank genome assembly.